Eimeria necatrix is the source of this 396-nucleotide messenger RNA. RefSeq lists its product as hypothetical. The transcript has 2 exons. Bases 1 to 396 code for a protein of 131 amino acids. Lineage: Eukaryota; Apicomplexa; Conoidasida; Eucoccidiorida; Eimeriidae. The record is from RefSeq and is a predicted model, not a curated record.
AUGGGAAGGGGGCUGAGCGGCGCGGCUGCAGCAGCAGCAACUGCUGUCUACCUGCUGGGAAAAAGAGGCAUAAAAGGGUUUGCAAGCCACGAACGACGCACCUUCGUGGGAGAGCUACACGCGCUGCAAGUCGGCACGGCUCCCUACGGUCCAGCAGCAGCAGCAGCAGCAAAGGCAGCAGCAGCAGCAGCGGAGGGAGCAGCAGCAGCAGCAGCAGCAGCAACAGUGAGGCCGCUGGAGGCAGACGCAGCAGCAUUAACUGCAGAAGCAGCAGCGGCAACGGAAGAGUCGGCAGCGGCGCCACGAGCAGCCCCGUGGCAGCAGCAGCAGCAGCAGCAGCAGCAGCAAACUUCCAAGAGCAGCAGCAGCAGCAGCAGCAACAGCAGCAAUGAGUAG